GAUAAGCUUAUUAUUUUCGGUCUCGCAUGUUUGGCAAGCAACGAUCUGUAUCAGCAUUAUUAUCCGUAAUUCAUUAUAAUUUCUUGACUACAUUUAACAUAUUCUUGCAUUUAUCGUGAAAGUUCAUUUUUUCAUAAUAAUCGGAACAAAGUCAUCAAAUAGACAAUUCAGGCUAAGUACCUUCAAAAUUACCUGUAAAUGAUGCAUACGUAAGUACUCAACCUUCUUUAGAAAAUCCGUUUUCUCAUACAUUUUACUAAAAAUUUACAAAGUGUCUUUGUUAUUCUUUUUUCCAACUAUUAAAACUCUACUUUUUCUUUGCAAAAUUAACAAGGAAAGCGAUCAGGUUUUAAUAAUAAUUAUGUUGAUAGUAAAAAAGGGUGCGACAUGAUUGCACACGAUUACACUCGAGUAUGGAGGUUUCCCUAGGGAAAGGGGCAUCACUAUUUGCUAUAAUACUUGAAAUCUAUUACUUGAAAGAUUUGAAUGUACUUCUUCUACGCCUGAGUAUACUAGCAAGUACCGUUUAUCUUGUUUACAGUAUUCAUUAACUAUUAGAAAUAUACUCAAACCCCGUCACUUAUUGACACUUUCACAAAACAAUUCCAUUUUCACGCACUCAAUUCCAAUAGAGAUCCUCCGCUAGCGUGACUACGUACCGGCCGAGCACGUAUCACAUAACCCGAAGAGAUGGCCUGAAUGCCUUUUUUUGUCGUGUACCGUUACCGUAGAAUAACUUCGGUUCUGUGAUCAUGGUUACUACCACUUAUUUCGCUUUGUCCCCAUCGUUCACCUGCUCGAUCGUGCUCUAUCGAUGACGAACUUUGAAACUAGAAUAAGAACGGUACGAGUUUCUCCCGCCUAAAAGGCGAUUCGUUCAGUUCUCAUUGCUCGCUCUUCGGGUUCAGUCGAGGCAGUUUACAUCUAUGCAAACGAAGAAUUAAUUCAUCGACAAUCGAAAAAGUAUUCGACGGAAGUGAUUAACGUGUCGGAAGUGCAACAUGAGAGUUACGCUCGCCCUCAUGGUAAUUCUUCUUGCUUGUCUUGGCAUUCAAUGCGUUGAGAGCCGGGCAAAGAAAACAACACAAGUCUCUCUGCAAAGCAAAGAGACUAAUGUGGUUAACUUUAUGAGAAUACUUAUGAUGAGGCUCGUAUUCGGAAUCGCUUCGACGAUGGGCCUCGGCGAAAAUCUUUCCGAUGUACUUGGGGGAAUAUUUGUACCACCUGGAGCAGACGAUUACAGUGAUUACGGCGAUGAUGAUCUUGUACCAGAUUUAUUUUAAUGAUUCUGCAUAUUAGCACCUAAUUCAAGUACAUUACACAUAAAUUUAUAUAAAGAUCAGUUUUCUCUAAUAUUAUGUAUUAUCUUAUUUUAUUAUUCAAUGCGUAAACAGAAUUAAUAUCUGAAAAUUAGUUCUGUUUGGUUUUGUGUUUUUUGUAUCUAAAUGAAGUAUGACUUGCAACGCAUUUAAAUUUCGCGCACUAAUUGUACUCUUUUCGCGCCAAUUCCAGUUAUGACAGACUGGCUGAAAUGUAAGGAGAAUAUCAAUAAGUGUAAUCCAUUUAAAUCAUGCAUUUGCAUUCAUCACUGCUGCGCCCUAAAAUUGAUUCACAAUGAGGCCUUUACCAAGUUUUUUUCUGUACCGUUAUUUGUCAUAAUUUGCGAAUCAGUAUGUACAUGUAGAAGUUACAUUAAUUAAUAAUGUUUUAUAGACAAUUAUUUUCACUUGUUUUCCGUAUUA
This is a messenger RNA of Osmia bicornis bicornis, 1742 nucleotides long. RefSeq lists its product as uncharacterized. Bases 1002 to 1283 code for a protein of 93 amino acids. Lineage: Eukaryota; Metazoa; Arthropoda; Insecta; Hymenoptera; Megachilidae. The record is from RefSeq and is a predicted model, not a curated record. The transcript is spliced from 2 exons.